Molecule: messenger RNA, 1725 nt
Organism: Aspergillus puulaauensis
Lineage: Eukaryota; Fungi; Ascomycota; Eurotiomycetes; Eurotiales; Aspergillaceae
Product: flavin-containing monooxygenase
Exons: 8
Coding region: 1-1725 (574 amino acids)
Molecular function (GO): NADP binding; flavin adenine dinucleotide binding; N,N-dimethylaniline monooxygenase activity
Source: RefSeq, a predicted model, not a curated record
AUGGUCUCAAGCGACAGCAUGCCAGCAGCGAACGGCACCACCCACGAUGAUUGGGCAAUCGACACGUCGGCGUUUGCCUUUACCCCCCGCAAGCUGCGCGUGGUCUGUAUCGGUGCAGGCUUCUCUGGGCUGACAAUGGCGUACAAGCUUAAACAUGAGCGUCCGCUCGACUAUAUAGAUUUUACCAUCUACGAGAAGAAUCCAGAAGUUGGCGGGACGUGGUAUGAGAAUGUGUACCCGGGUGUCGGAUGUGAUAUCCCGAUUCAUAGUUAUAUUUUCUACUUCAAUCCCAACCCCGACUGGUCGCAGUGCUACGCUAAGGGACCGGAGAUCCAGCAGUAUAUCAUUGAUACAACCAAGAAGUUUGGACUGGAUGAGAAAGUGCAACUUAAUACAAAAAUUAUCAGUUCAAUCUGGAAUGAAGAGCAAGGCAAAUGGCACUUGAAGGUUCAGCGGGGAGAUGAGGUAUUCGAGGAUAAGGCGGACGUCCUUCUUGAUGGAAGUGGUAUUCUCAAUAACUGGAGCUUCCCUGAUAUCAAAGGCCUCAACACCUUCCAAGGAAAGGUACUGCACACAGCGAAAUGGGACCCCGACUAUGACUGGACUGACAAGAGAAUUGCUGUGAUCGGAAACGGUUCCUCAGGUCUCCAGGUUAUCCCAGCUCUGCAACCAAAAGCCAGCAAGCUUGUUAAUUAUGUCCGGCAUCCAACAUGGGUGUCCACGAACCUGGCUGGCAAUAUCACAAAAGACCACAUGGGAACGAAUUUCCAGUAUACCAAAGAGGAGAAGAAGCUAUACCGCGAGAAUCCCGCAGAAUUCCUAGAGUACAGGAAAUAUAUCGAGCGCUCUGUCAACACCGUCUACCAGCUCAUGCUCUCCGGCUCCCCCGAGAAUAAAUUCCUGUUUGACAUUGUUAACGGCGUCAUGCGCACCCGCCUCGCCGCAAACCCGCAUCUCAUCGACAAACUCAUCCCCGGCUACGAGAUUGGCUGUCGCCGCCUCAGCCCUGGAGACGGAUACCUGGAAGCCAUGCAAGAGCCCAACGCGAGUUUCUGCUUUGAUCCGAUUACACGAGUUACAUCGCGGGGGAUUAUCACCAAAUCCAACUCUAAAUCUGAAGCCGAACCUGGAGCAGAUGCAAAAGAGGAGGAAGAGGAAUUCGACCUGAUCGUCUGCGCAACAGGAUUCAACACCUCGUUCAUCCCGCCCUGGGAGCUGAUCGGACGGGACGGGCGAAGACUCGACGAGGAGUGGAAGGAUAUCCCCCAGGCUUAUUUCUCGAUGUGUGCGGCCGGGAUCCCAAAUUAUUUUAUAUUUACGGGCCCGAAUUGUCCGAUUGGGCAUGGGUCUGUGCCUGGCAUGAUAGGCUGGUCGGGGGAUUAUAUGUUGGAUUGGGUCGAAAAGAUUGCGGUGGAUGAUAUCAAGACCAUUGUGGUGAAAGACGAUAUUGUCCGCGAUUUUAAUCGGUACGCCGUUGAGAAUCUGAAGCGCUGCGUGUGGUCCAAGGGCUGCACGGCGUGGUAUAACAAGAGCAAUGGGGACAGCAAGACCGUGACGGCAAUGUAUCCAGGGAGUGCGCUUCAUUAUAAAGAAUACAUCAAAACCAUCCGCCCUGAACACUUCGACAUCCGGUACAACACGUCCAAUCCGUUCAGGUAUCUGGGUAAUGGGGAGCUAGAGUUUGAGAGAGCAGAGGGUGGUGAUCUUGCUUAUUACUUGACUUGA